Molecule: messenger RNA, 3691 nt
Organism: Alosa sapidissima (American shad)
Lineage: Eukaryota; Metazoa; Chordata; Actinopteri; Clupeiformes; Clupeidae
Exons: 15
Coding region: 182-3196 (1004 amino acids)
Molecular function (GO): zinc ion binding; protein binding
Source: RefSeq, a predicted model, not a curated record
GGACAUGGUUUGAGCAUUUCUGGUAAGAAGGAAUUUAGAAACUAUAUGUUGAGUCAUUUUACAUCUAAAAGAGGGGUUGAUAAUGAACUGUAAUUGGGGAAAACUUGAGACUGUGUUUUCAUCUUGUUAAAGUCAAAGCAAAAUCUGUUAACCAGACGGAGGAUUUUGACUGGAGAAAUACAUGGCUUCCAACUUGGAGGUUGACUUCACCUGUCCUGUGUGCUUCGACAUCUUCAAGGACUCUGUGGUCCUCUCCUGUAGUCACAGCUUCUGUAAAGUAUGUCUGCAGAAGUCCUGGGAGAGCAAAGGAUCCAGAGAAUGUCCAGUCUGCAGGAGGAGGUCAUCAAAGGAGGUUCCAGCCCCAAAUCUGGUAUUAAGGAACCUGUGUGAGACCUUCUUACAGGAGAGAAGUCAGAGAGCUUCAGCAGGGUCUGGGGAGUUCUGCAGUCUGCACAGUGAGAAACUCAAGCUCUUUUGUUUGGACGAUGAACAGCCUGUGUGUGUGGUGUGUAGAGACUCAAGACAACACACCAACCACAAGUUCCAACCUCUUGAUGAAGCAGCAUCUGACUUCAAGGGAAAACUGAAGAUUGGACUAGAGGUCUUACAAAAGAAGUUGACGGAGUUUGAACAGGCAAAAAUCAGAUGUGGUGCAAAAGAAAAAUGCCUUAAGAUUCAGGUACAACAAACAGAGACACAAAUAAAACAGGAGUUUGAGAAGCUUCACCAGUUUCUACGAGAUGAAGAGGCAGCCAGGAUAGCUGCACUGAGGGAGGAAGACGAGCAGAAGAGUCAGAUGAUGAAGGAGAAGAUUGGGAAGAUGAGCAGAGAGAUCUCAUCUCUUUCAGACACAAUCAGAGCCAUAGAAAAGGACAUAGGAGCUGAUGACAUCACAUUUCUUCAGAACUACAAGAGCACAGUGGAAAGAGCCCAGUGGAAACUGCAGGAUCCAGAGAGCGUUUCAGGAGUUCUGAUCAAUGUGGAGAAACACCUGGGCAACCUGAAGUUCAGAGUCUGGGAGAAGAUGCAGGAGCACUGUCCUGUUGCUGCCCCCAAGGAGGAGGCUCAGGCAGUGUAUGAAUUUGUGUUGCCCGAUGCAGUGGGAGGGGAUGGUGGUGGGUUUCUCAGUGCCAGAGCUCUGUAUGACUACCAAGCUGAGGAUGAUGAUGAGAUCAGUUUUGACCUAGAUGACAUCAUAACUGAAAUAGAGUUGAUUGGUGGAGGAUGGUGGAGAGGAGUUGGCCCUGAUGGCCAGUAUGGAAUGUUUCCUUCCAAUUAUGUUGAAUUACUGGGGGCUGGGGGGGCUGGCGUGCCCACUGCCCCACUAAAGGAGAGCCUUGCCUCAUCAGAGACAUCCUCUGUCCCUCCUAAGAAAACUUCUAAAAAAAACAAAAAAACACCGUUAUAUAAAUAUUUUCUGCUCUGCUUGUCAGUGUUACCCCAAAGGAGCAGGCAGACUGUGGCGGGCCAGCACCUUACUGACUGGGGGCUGCCCAGCUUGAGGCGGGCGGUGGCUGACUGGUGGGACACGAUGAUUCCUCCCACUGUUGGAGUCGGAGACAACCCACAACAGAUUCUUACUGGAGAGAACAUGGCUUCAAAAUUAGAAGAGGAUUUAUCUUGUCCAGUGUGCUGUGAUGUUUUUAAGGACCCUGUUGUCCUCUCCUGUAGCCAUAGUAUCUGUAAAGUUUGUCUGCAGCAGUUCUGGGACACUAAAGGAUCCAGAGAAUGUCCAGUCUGCAGGAGAUUGUCAAAGGGGCAUCCCUGCCCUAAUUUGGCUCUAAGGAACCUGUGUAAGGCCUUCUUACAAGAGAAAAGUCAGAGAGCCUCAGCAGGGUCUGAGGUGCUCUGCAGUCUGCACAGUGAGAAACUCAAGCUCUUCUGUCUGGACGAUAAACAGCCUGUGUGUGUGGUGUGUAGAGACUCAAAACAACACACCAACCACAAGUUCCAACCAAUAGAUGAGGCAGCAGCUGAUUUGAAGGAGGACCUUAAGAGUAAACUACAGUUCACACAGAGGAAGUUGAAGGUCUUUGAAGAAGCAACACUCAACUGUUACAAAACAGCAGAACACAUAAAGGCUCAAGUCCAAAGCGCAGAGAGGCAGAUCAAGGAGGAGUUUGAGACGCUUCACCAGUUUCUACGAGAUGAAGAGGCAGCCAGGAUAGCUGCACUGAAGGAGGAAGAGGAGCAGAAGAGUCAGAUGAUGAAGGAGAAGAUUGAGAAGAUGAGCAGAGAGAUCUCAUCUCUUUCAGACACAGUCAGAGCCAUACAGGAGAUUGGGGAUGGUGAUAUCACAUUUUUACAGAACUACAAGAGCAUAGUGGAAAGAGCCCAGUGCACACUGCAGGAUCCAGAGAGGGUUUCAGGAGCUCUGAUCAAUGUGGCAAAGCACCUUGGCAACCUGAAGUUCAGAGUUUGGGAGAAGAUGAAGGACUUAAUUCAAUAUACCCCUGUGAUUCUGGAUCCCAACACUGCAAACGCGCAUCUCAUCCUGUCUGUGGAUCUGACCAGUGCAAGAUACAGUGAUGAGAGACAGCAGCUUCCUGAUAACCCAGAGAGAUUUCAUUUGGCUGCCAGUGUGCUGGGCUCCGAGGGCUUUAACUCAGGGACUCACUGCUGGGAUGUGGAGGUUGGGCAGAACACACUAUGGGCUGUGGGCGUGAUGACAGAGUCUGCCCAGAUUAAGGGAGAUGUAGCCUCCAGGAGUGGACUGUGGUAUAUUUGGUUCAGUAAUGGUCAAUAUGGAGCACGGUCUCCAUCGCAGUCCCACACACCUCACUUUUCCCAAAGAGGGCUUUUUGGCAAUACCCCUCACACCAAAAAGUCAUGUCCCUUUGGUUCAACUCUCGGGGAUGUUAUUGGGGUAAAGCAUACAGGAGUUGUAGGCUUUGGUUGUGGUACCUCAACCGAAUGUUCUGCACCAGACCGAGAGACUCCCUUAAGUGUGCAUGGGAGACCCCAGAGGAUCAGAGUGCAGCUGAACUGGGACAGAGGACAGCUGUCGUUCUCUGACCCUGAUAAUAACACACACCUACACAUUAUCACACACACUUUCACUGAGAGAGUGUUCCCAUACUUUGAGUGUCCGAGCUCCAAGAUUGUGCCACUGAAUGUCUCUGUAGCAUUGGAAAAGUUGGAGACACGACAGACAGCCCUCAGCUUUGGUACACUUAAUGUUAAUCGUUUGUGCUGAUUUGUGCCAUUAUACACAUUUAUGUAAUACACAUUUGUGCAGUUCUAUGUUUUAAGUUCUCAAGCUUCAUUUCUUAUAUGUUUGAUGUGCCCCUGUCACCCCCACCCACAACCAUCACACACACACACACACACACCGCAUCAAUGUCCAAAUCUCACCAAAAAGGUCUCAGUUGAUUGUGCUCUGUUUUGCUGAUUUGCACCAUUAAAAGAACCAUUUUGCUGUCAUGGCUUUUAAGUUAUCAAAUUUUAUUUUAUAAAAGUUUGUUACAGAACACUUUUAAGAACACUUACCAACUGUACCCCUGCCAGCUCCUCCAACCCAGUAUCGCAAGGAUUCAUUGUACUGUCACGUUUGGUUAAUCUAUUAUUUGUGCUGGGGUUGGUAGGGGGACACGUUAACCCCUAUGCACAGAAUUAAGGUGUUGUGGAUGGUCAUCUACAUGGUUUGUGGCACCAAUAAACAACUAGAUGUACCGCAGAGCGGUACAAAAUA